UUUGGAGGGGGCAUUUUCAGUAGAUAUUGCGUUUGAAGAUAGAUGAGCGAUUGGCAAACGCCUGGACUACCAUGGUUUGAUCACACCCACGCAAUGAGUAAGCGAUUCACACUCUGCCUCUGCCUAUUGCUGGCGUACCAUGUUUUGCUUGCUUAUGCUGCUGGCCCAACCAUGGCACCCGCUGUGCCGGUGCUAUUCAACAACAGCACCACAACUGCCCCGUCGAAUGAAAAUGCAAAUCCAUCUCGAGGUACAACCACCGCUACAAAUGCCUCAACUCGUGGGCCUUCCAGCUCUCAACCUUCUACCGCGAAUCCAACCACCGUCGACUCUCCCUCGACUCAGCCCAGCACCACAAACUUAACAACUCUCGGGCCAGAGAAAAAUACAUUUCUUACUACUACUGGUCAACCCAAGCCAAGUACCACUGGCGCUGUUGCGAGCAGUAGUGUCACUACUGUGAACGGGAAACAAACAGUGACAGGCUCGCCACAAGAGGACACAGAGACACCAUAUUCGACCACGCCGUUCACUGACGCGCCAACCACAACACCGGAGCCAAAACCAGAUCCAUGUCUCGAGGACCCGUACCCAUGUGACAACGGAGGGUGGUGCAUGCCUCUUGCUCGCAAUGCUAGCUUUGGCUGCAUUUGUAAGGGCGAGUGGACAGGGAGGACAUGUGACAAGAAAAAAGUUUGCGACUGUAACAAUGGUGGUGCAUGCGUUUCCUUCCAAGGUCAAAGCAGUUGCAUGUGUCCUCAUCAGUGGAAGGGAGAGAUAUGUACUUUGAAAAGAAGUAUAUGUGAGAUGUAUGAGCCGUGUAACAACAGUGCUAUCUGCAGUGGUGACCAUCUCCUCUAUUCCUGUAGCUGUACUGAGCAGUGGACGGGGACAAACUGUUCCGAACCCAAGGUGUGCUACCCGAGUAGAUGCAGUGGCCAUGGUCUUUGUGAGGAGAUACUAAACGGGACUGAUUGGUUCUGUAACUGUUUCCGAGGGUGGAGGGGAGACACAUGCAACCAACAGUCAGAAUGCGACCUGAAGUGCAGGCAUGGUGAGUGCGUGAACGGUACAGAGACAUGUGUCUGCAAGACUGGAUUCAAGGGUAAAUUCUGUGAUUUAGGUAUUUCAGCGAACACCAGGCCCACGGCUAGAGCACCGAUGGGCCCCUGGUACAGCUACCCAGCUUACGUAGCCCUGGCAGGGGUUGGGGUGAUCAUAGUGAUCAUGCUCUUCACCAUCUGUGUGAUGGCCUGGUACCUCAGGAUCAGCACCAGCGACAAGCCAGACUUCCAUCGGACGGCAAAAAACGACCGGGAGAAGAUCAUCAACAACAGACACGACAAGCCGCGAAAACAAAUAGGAUUUGCCUUUGAUCAUGAGAACAAGAUGGAUGACGAAGCCAUCAUGUAUUGAUCAGGUUUAACAACAGCAACAACGAUGAUGACGGUGGCAGCGGCAGCAACAAUUGGGAUAGGUGUGACGUUUUUGGUUGAGCCGCAAUUCUCAGUGUCUCUAUUAUUAAAGAUUAGUGGAAUAAGCCGGAGUGCCAAAUAAGCCGCUGCGGACAUAAAGAAAGGUGUACUAGUAUCUGACAUUCACUAAGCAAUGAGCGUAAUGCGCGCUUAGAAAUGGGCAUUGCAACACCUUAUCGCAAAAGAACAUAGUCGUGACAAUGAUGGCAACGUGAAAGGCCUUCUCCGUUCGUUAAAAAGAUUUUAAAGUAUUGAAAUAGUUAGGCAUUAUUGCAUUAGAGCCUUUUUGCUCCCAUGUAUGGCAUAUGUUUGGCGGCGUUCUUGUCCUAUUUUUUGAAUGUUUUCAUUUGAUAUGAUAUAUAGCCUGCUUUCAUCAUCGCUUAAAAGUAUAGUAGUAAGACAAUAAUGUAAUGCGGUCGCUGUAUCGACUCCCGUCACGUUCCCGUCAUGUUGCCAUCAAGAAACUGUAAACUUCACAUCGAAGAGAAGUUCUUUUGCAACGCACUGCCACAGAACCUCUCUGUUGAUGAAAGGUGACGGAAGUCGUUGGAUCACCCGCAUUUUUAUCGAAUUUUGGUAUUCGUUGCAUAGUGACAGAAGUUGUAUUUUUCUGGUCAGAUUAGAUUAAAGCAUUCGGCAUUGUGACAA
Molecule: messenger RNA, 2123 nt
Organism: Lineus longissimus
Lineage: Eukaryota; Metazoa; Nemertea; Pilidiophora; Heteronemertea; Lineidae
Product: delta-like protein A
Exons: 11
Coding region: 43-1416 (457 amino acids)
Source: RefSeq, a predicted model, not a curated record